UAACAGGUCAGCCUCAAACAGCCAAGGAGUCGACAUCACAGCAUUGUGAAUGUGACAAACAAUGAUUUCACACUACAUGAUCCUCACUGCUCUGACAACAGCAACUCUGGGAAAAGGGUCUGUUGAAUGCAAUUUCUUAAUACCUACUGGAGGUCAGCAGUGUUUUGGAGCAGUGGGGCAGUCGUUACUUUUUCAUCUGCCAAAUACAUCAGAUACAGAAAUGAAGUUGACAAAGGACGAGAAACAUCUGAUUUUAAACGUCAAAAAUCAUAAAGUGAUUCUGAAUGAGGAUUACAUGAAUCAGUCUGAAGGCUUCACCAGUGGAACAUUAAACCUUGGCAACGCAAUGAAGAAACACUCUGGAGACUAUAUGUUGGAAGAAUUUAGAUCUGAUGGAGCUUUACUGAGAAAAGUUACUGUUCAUCUAGAACUACAAGCUCCAGUGUCUGAGCCAGCUGUGUCUCAGAUGUGUUUGUCACCAGAACACAUGAAGGUCAGCUGCUCCUCUGAGGGAGAUGGAGUAGAGUUCAUUUUGACUUUGGACAGUCAGUUACUGAUAGAUACAAGAGACCACAGUCUGUCCCCAAGUAACUGGACAACAAACACACAGUGGCUGACUGGGAGUGCAGCUAAACAAGACACAUCCAGUGUUUCAAACGUUACCCUCAGCUUACAUGGUCAGCUGACAGGAAACCUGAUGUGUAAUGUUCGAAACAAUGUCAGCAGAGAUAAAACAGCUAUUCAUCUGAAAAGCUGCAAAGAUUUUCCUUCUUCCUUCCCUGUUGUGACUGUGGCUGUGAUAGCUGGUGUUGUGACUCUCCUUCUCCUUGUGGCUUUGUGUCUUGGUAUAAAAAAGAUUUAUAACAAGUCAAGACCCACAACUGCUAAUGAUGUUUUCCAAGGUAACCCUGAAGAUGAAGUCAUCUACACAGACGUCAGAGUGACAAGAAAUAUUAAGAAAACCCAACCCACCAUCCACAACGCACCAUAAUUUCCUCCAAAGUCCUUAUUAAGUGUUUUUUUUUUUUUUUAACCCUAACUUUUACCUUGCCUGAAACCACAUAUCUUAAUCUUGAAAUAAAAAUAUGCUCUGAGAACACUGUCCCUGUGGCUUGAAAAAAGAAAAACAAAAAGGUGGGGGCUGGAGGUGUUUGUCAAAUUAAUUUCUACCUAUAGGCUCAAGUUUUGUUUUUUUUCUUGUGUGAAUUAUAUCUGCAGUACAUUGCAGCAUAGACUAUUCACAGUAACCAGAGUUUUAUUUUCUUCUGAUUUUUAAAAUCAAUUUGUAGGGAUGUUUUAUGCAAUUGCUUUAAGAGAUAAGCGAUUUAAGAUUUGAUUUUCUUUAGUUGUUUGUCUUGUAAUUGGGUGGCAUUGUAGACAAG
This is a messenger RNA of Seriola dumerili (greater amberjack), 1382 nucleotides long. RefSeq lists its product as uncharacterized. Bases 62 to 991 code for a protein of 309 amino acids. The transcript has 6 exons. The record is from RefSeq and is a predicted model, not a curated record. Lineage: Eukaryota; Metazoa; Chordata; Actinopteri; Carangiformes; Carangidae.